AUGAAGAAACUGGAUAAGAAAGUGAAAUCUCCAAUCCGAUUGUGCUUAACGGAUGAUAUUCUCUACAAUAUCUUGAGGGAGAAAACUGCAGCAAAUUUGUGGGCGAAGUUAGAUGACAUCUAUGCGAAGGAUGAUGACAUGAUUGCCCAUGUGGGUGACUUCGGGUUAUCGAGGUUCUUAUCUGAGUUUGCUCAAACCAUAUCGCUUGGGGUGAAGGGAUCCAUUGGCUACAUCGCUCCAGAGUAUGCAAUGGGUGGUAAAGCUUCUACCCGAGGAGAUGUUUACAGCUAUGGAAUCCUUCUCUUGGAGAUGAUAACUGGAAAGGGGCCAACUGAUGACAUGUUUAAAGGCAAUCUAAGCCUUCAUCAUUUUGCCAAGUUAGCGUUGCCUGAACGAGUAAUGGAGAUUGUAGAUCCAUAUCUCUUUGAAGAUGCAGAAGUUACUCAAGGCAGUGGAAAUCAUAUCAAUGCGGGGAAUAAAAUACGUGAUUGCUUAAUUUUGAUGGUCAGAAUUGGUGUGUUAUGUUCUUUGGAAUCUCCGAGAGAACGAAUGGAGAUGAAAAAUGUUGUCAUGGAAAUGCAUGCAAUCAAGGACUCAUAUCUGAGGUCAGAAUUCACAAAGAUACAAGUUAGAUCACCACUGUGGGGUGAAGCUACGUCUUACCUCAGUCAUUACUGUGAUAUUACUGCAAGGUUGUUAAGAAAGAUUUCGAAAUACAAUAAGUUUGUUGAACAAGCUUUAGAUAUAUAUAUAAUCUUGACUUAA
Magnolia sinica is the source of this 765-nucleotide messenger RNA. RefSeq names its product probable LRR receptor-like serine/threonine-protein kinase At3g47570. The record is from RefSeq and is a predicted model, not a curated record. Gene Ontology annotation, biological process: protein phosphorylation. The transcript has 2 exons. NCBI's taxonomy places the organism in Eukaryota, Viridiplantae, Streptophyta, Magnoliopsida, Magnoliales, Magnoliaceae. Gene Ontology annotation, molecular function: ATP binding; protein kinase activity. Bases 1 to 765 code for a protein of 254 amino acids.